AUGCAAAAGUUCUCUGUUAAUGUUCCUCUCCAGGACAUUGCUACCAUGCAGCUGUGUGCCAACAAGCUGGACAAGAAGGACUUCUUUGGGAAGUCUGACCCCUUCCUGGUCUUCUACCGAAGUAAUGAGGAUGGAACGUGAGUGUUCCUGCCGAGGGAACAUCCAAUGUCUAGUUCCAUCUGUGUUUUCAAUAUUCUACCACAGUUUGUCAUGUACUUGGAGUGUUCUAGCUCUGAGUAUCCCAUGUUCUUGGGAUUCUCUCAACGCUUGUGAUAUUUCCUAGUUUCAGAGGUAUGUACAUUGUGAGUUCCUCUCUGUAACUUUCUCUACUACUCUGUUCCAGGUUCACUAUCUGUCAUAAGACAGAGGUGGUUAAGAACACACUGAACCCUGUUUGGCAGCCCUUCACCAUCGCAGUGAGGGCCCUGUGCAAUGGGGACUAUGACAGGUUAGAGAAAGACACUGUCUGGGGGGGGAGCCAAUGGGGAACCUCUACAGCAGGGUUUCCCAAACUUGAUGACUUGGUUAUUUGAAUCAGCUGUGUAGUGCUAGGGCAAAAAAACAAAACGUGCACCCAGGGGAGGCCCCAGGACUGAGUUUGGGAAACCCGGCUCUACAGUGCAGAGCCAGAUGAUGACGCCACCUGUCAGUCACUGGGGCAUUCAGAAUAAUUCCAGCAGUCGGCCGUGGUGUCCCAGGGGCCAGCACUGGUGUUAUUGGAAUUGACUCAGAGUAUUUACACCACAUCUCACACCAAUCAAUGUCAACGAUGCUGACGGAGUCUCUGUGAGUCAGUGUUGUGUUGACAGGACAGUAGCCUAACUCUCUUGGACAUGUAGAGUAAGUAGGUCUAUGGUGGUUGUGUCUAAGGUCAUGUUGAACAAGUUAAAUACGUUUCUUGAAUUGUUUUUUCUGCUUCCCUACCAGAACGGUUAAAGUGGAUGUGUAUGACUGGGACAGAGAUGGAAGGUACUUUUUUGUGCGCUUUUUGAUGAACACAUGAAUGUCUGUAAGGCUUUGUGAAUGUGUGUCAAACCUUCAGUUAUUCUUCCCUUCAGCCAUGAUUUCAUCGGUGAGUUCACCACAAGUUACAGAGAUUUCUCACGUGGACAAAACCAGUUUAAUGUCUAUGAGGUGAGCCACAAAUGUUUGUUAAUUUUCAAUUGUAAAUACACUGAGUAUACCAAACAUUAGGAACACCUUCCUAAUAUUGAGUUGCUGGCCCAUGUUGACUCCAAUGCUUCCCACAGUUGUGUCAAGUUGGAUGGAUGUCCUUUGGGUGGUGGACCAUUCUUGAUACACACAGGAAACUGUUGAGCAUGAAAAACCAGCAGUGUUGCAGUUCUUGACACAAACCGGUGCGCCUGGCACCUACUACCAUACCCCGUUCAAAGGCACUUAAAUAUUUUGGCACCCUCUGAAUGGCACACAUACACAAUCCAUGUCUCAAUUGUCUCAAAGAUUAAAAAUCAUUUUUUUAACCUGUCUCCUCAACUUCAUCUACACUGAUUGAAGUGGAUUUAACAAGUGACAUCAAUAAGGGAUCAUAGCUUUCACCUGGAUUCACCUGGUCAGUCUAUGUCAUGUUUUGUAUACUCAGUAUACAUAUAUACUGUAUGUGAUUACUAUUAUCAGGCAUAUCCUUUCAGUUGUCAAGUUUAUGUUGCACCUUGAAUAGAUAUGUACAUCCACAUACACAUUAUGCACAGUAUUUACCACAAGCAUCUUCAGUUCAUAUUGCUUUAAUAAUUUACUGUAAUCGUUUUCUUAUCCAUUCUUUUAUUUUCCACAAACCAGGUUCUAAAUCCAAAAAAGAAGGGCAAGAAAAAGAAAUACGUAAACUCCGGCACGGUAAGUACCUUCCUCAUAUCUGCCUGUCAGCUUCACCAUUGUAUUGAUUUAUAGGGGUAAUUAUUGUUAUCAUACUUUCCUUCUCCCCAUCCCCCCACCCUCACUACGGUCACCAGGUAACACUGCUGUCCUUCAAAGUGGAGUCAGAGUAUACGUUUGUGGAUUUCAUCCGAGGCGGGUGAGUGGAAUGUUAAUUAGCCCAGUGUUAAUUAGGCCCAUCGCUAUGUGGAUAAAGGGCUUGCGAACCCCCCUGACUAAAGUUCUUGGACAUGGAGCUAUUUGCAUCAUAUUCACACUGCUCCACACUGCUACAUAUAACCAGUUAGUCAAUUGGGCCCAUAGGACCAGGGCCAGAGUAAUAUAACUACUCAAUAAACUAUUGAUCAAAGUCCUGGUUGAAUAGGUUUGGUCCUCUCGGACGCCAGUAUUCUAAUUUGGAUCAAGUUUAUCUAUUUUAUGUCCUGUCUUUCCCAACAGGACACAACUCAACUUCACAGUAGCCAUCGACUUCACUGCUUCUAAUGGUAAAUCUGGAGCUUAGGGCUGUCAUAGGCCAAAUCAAAAAUAUAUUUAUGCACAUAUUAUAUAACACAGUGGGAUAGGUCACGACAGGAAUCCGCAGUGAGCGGACAUUCAUUUAUCUUCAUUUCAGUUGUGUCUCUAUGUGUGUUUGUCUGUGCUCUCUGACAGGUAAUCCGUCUCAGCCCACCUCCCUCCACUACAUGAACCCGUACCAGAUGAACGCCUACGCCAUGGCACUCAAAGCUGUGGGGGAGAUCAUCCAGGACUAUGACAGUGACAAGCUUUUCCCAGCCUAUGGCUUCGGAGCCAAGCUGCCCCCCGACGGAAAGAUCUCCCAUGCCUUCCCUCUGGUUAGACACACACACAAACACACACAAACACAAACACUGCUACUAGACACACUCUGCUACAUCCAAACCCAGAAGUAA
Molecule: messenger RNA, 2801 nt
Organism: Coregonus sp. 'balchen'
Lineage: Eukaryota; Metazoa; Chordata; Actinopteri; Salmoniformes; Salmonidae
Source: the annotation of a GenBank genome assembly